AUGAGGGUAACGCAGAUCGGUCAACUGACUGAACAGCUGAUAGCCAAAAAUGAUUAUCAAAUUGGGCAGAGCCUUCGGCGUAAUCUGCAAAUUGUCUGCAAUACUAGCAUCGAAGAGCAGCUGAGCAAAUUCCGGGAGCUAGAGUCAUGCCGAGCUACCAGCACUUUAUGCGUCGAGAAGAGCAACUGUGAGAAACAGUUCGCAGCCACCACCACUAGUGACACCGACGGUCGAUUCAUCGUGCAGCUACCGAAACGAGAGGAGAAGCUGGCUCUUCUUGGAGACUCGAAAGGGAUAGCCACACGCCGGUUCCUUGCCUUGGAACGUCGGCUAUCCUCGAAUGCCUCAUUGAAGACAGAUUACACACAGUUCAUCGAGGAGUACGCAGAGCUUCAACACAUGACAGAGUUAGCCGAGAGCGAUGCUACAUCUUCAUCCCCCUUAUACUAUCUUCCACAUCACUGCAUCGUGCGACCAGAUAGUACCACCACUAAACUCCGAGUGGUGUUCGACGCUUCGUGUGCAUUAGACACCGUAACAUCUUUAAACGAUGCACUGAUGAUUAGACCCACUAUCCAAGACGACCUGAUAUCCAUUCUAUUGCGGUUUAGAAUGUCGAAAUUGGCCCUGGUAGCAGACAUCGAGAAGAUGUACCGGCAAAUCAACAUAGCUGCCAUCGAUCGUCCGCUGCAACGAAUCCUGUGGCGAAAUUCUCCAACCGAGCCGAUACGAACGUUCCAGCUCAACACCGUCACCUAUGGCACAUCAUGUGCUCCGUAUUUGGCCACCAAAACCCUGCAAGUGCUAUCUCAGGGUCAACGAGUAUGUCAGCAACUCAUCGAUCUCCUGGCGUCUGGUGGAUUCUGCUUGCGGAAACGGGCCACCUACAACAGGCGGAUCUUCGAACAUCUGCCCCAGCAUCUGCAAGAUGAAAGGACGAUUCUCAACUUGGAUUCGAAGUCACCGAUCAUCAAGACACUUGGACUGAAGUGGAACAUUUCCACCGACGCCUUUGUGUUCAACAUCCCACGCUGGAACGCAGACAACGUCAUCACCAAACGAAACGCACUUUCGGAUGUGGCAAAACUAUUCGACCCAAUCGGACUGGUUGGACCAGUUAUCAUCCAAGCUAUGCUGUUCCUUCAAGAGCUGUGGAGAUGUCAGAUCGCCUGCUUUUCCAGCGAUGGUACGGCCAGGGAUACGAUGGGGCUAUUCGUAUCCCUGGCCGUACCAUCGCUGGAAAAGCUGCCGUUCAACCGUCUCGAUCGCUGGCAAAAGGUGCAUGAGUUUGUCCAUCGACUAUGGAAACGUUGGUCAACAGACUACUUGUCCGGACUACAACAGAGAACCAAGUGGACCAAACAGAAGGACAACGUGAAGCUGGAUACCAUGGUGCUGCUGAAGGAGGACGGGCUACCUCCAUCGAAGUGGUGUCUUGGCCGCGUCACGCAGAUCAUCAAGGGAGCUGAAGACAACAUCCGAGUGGUCAUCGUCAAGACAAAAGAUGGAGACUUCAAGCUUUCUAUUUCUAAAAUCUGCGUUCUUCCCACCGACGAGUCAUCCAGUUCAUCCUAG
Molecule: messenger RNA, 1575 nt
Organism: Anopheles coluzzii
Lineage: Eukaryota; Metazoa; Arthropoda; Insecta; Diptera; Culicidae
Exons: 4
Coding region: 1-1575 (524 amino acids)
Source: RefSeq, a predicted model, not a curated record